CUUCUCAUCAUCUCCUCCACAGAUCCCUGUCACUUGAGAAUGGUGGCAAGUUCUAAUCCUUAAUUGCUUCUCUCUCUUUUUCCUUUUUCUCCAAUUUCACCCCUCUCAGCUCUUGAUCCACCUUCUCCAAAUAUCUCCACUUCAUACUGCAAAACAAUGCCGGGUCUUGUAUCGGUCAAAACCCCACCAGACGCGCCGCCGCUACGUAUCUCUGUCCCUGACACACAGACCCAACGGCCCGAACCCGCUAACCCGCCUAGGACUCCCUCUCCACUUCCAAACAAGAAACCGCCUUCCCCCUCCCCAUCUCGAUCCAAGGCUUCCCCAGCCCGACCAGCUAAGAAGUCUCCGCAUCACGAUUCCCCCACGAUUCCUGAUGAUCCCUCCCUCGAUAACCCCGAUCUUGGCCCAUUCCUCCUCAAGCUCGCCCGAGACGCCGUUGCUUCCGGCGAAGGGCCCACUAAGGCUCUUGACUACGCCCUCCGCGCCUCAAAGUCCUUCGAGCGCUGCGCCGUCGUCGACGGCGAGCCUAGUCUCGAUCUUGCUAUGAGCCUGCACGUGCUCGCCGCCAUCUACUGCAGCCUUGGGCGCUUCGAGGAGGCUAUACCCGCGCUAGAACGGGCUAUCCGAGUCCCAGAUGUCUCUCGGGGCCCCGAUCACGCGCUGGCGGCGUUCUCCGGGCACAUGCAGCUGGGAGACACGCACUCCAUGCUGGGGCAGAUCGAUCGGUCUAUUGCGUGCUAUGAGGAAGGACUCAGGAUUCAGAUCCAGGCUCUGGGAGAGACAGAUGCCAGAGUUGGAGAAACUUGCAGGUAUUUGGCUGAGGCUCAUGUUCAAGCAAUGCAGUUUGAUAAAGCAGAAGAAUUAUGCAAGAAAACUCUUGAAAUUCAUCGUGCUCACAGUGAACCAGCAUCUCUUGAAGAGGCUGCUGAUAGGCGGUUAAUGGCCCUAGUAUGUGAGGCAAAGGGAGAUUACGAAUCAGCUCUUGAGCACCUUGUCCUUGCCAGCAUGGCGAUGAUAGCAAAUGGGCAGGACAAUGAGGUUGCUGCUAUUGAUGUCAGCAUUGGCAACAUUUACAUGUCUCUUUGUCGCUUUGAUGAGGCGGUUUUCUCCUACCAGAAGGCGCUCACUGUAUUUAAAUCAUCAAAGGGUGACAACCACCCAUCAGUUGCCUCUGUCUUUGUACGCCUUGCUGACCUGUACCACAGGACUGGAAAGCUUAGGGAAUCGAAAUCCUACUGUGAAAAUGCCUUGAGAAUAUAUGCUAAACCUGUUCCUGGAACCACAGUGGAAGAGAUUGCUGGCGGAUUAACGGAAAUUUCUGCCAUUUAUGAGUCUGUAGAUGAGCCUGAGGAAGCCCUCAAGCUCUUGCAGAAGGCAAUGAAGUUGUUGGAAGACAAACCAGGACAGCAAAGCACAAUUGCGGGAAUUGAAGCACGGAUGGGAGUGAUGUUUUACAUGCUUGGAAGGUAUGAAGAGUCAAGGAACUCUUUUGAGAGUUCUGUAGCAAAACUUAGAGCAAGUGGAGAGAGGAAAUCAUCUUUCUUUGGGGUUGUUUUGAACCAAAUGGGUCUGGCUUGUGUACAACUGUUUAAAAUUGAUGAGGCAGCUGAAUUGUUUGAAGAAGCAAGAGGAAUACUGGAACAAGAGUGUGGCCCAUGUCAUCAAGAUACACUCGGAGUGUACAGCAAUCUAGCAGCAACUUAUGAUGCUAUGGGCAGAGUAGAUGAUGCAAUUGAGAUAUUGGAGUAUGUUCUAAAAUUGAGAGAAGAACAGCUUGGAAUUGCCAAUCCAGAUUUUGAAGAUGAAAAGAGUAGACUGGGUGAGCUCCUGAAAGAAGCAGGCAGGUCUAGGAACAGGAAAGCAAAAUCACUAGAAAGUCUCAUAGAUCCAAAUUCAAGGAGAACAAAGAAGGAGGGGACAAAAAGAUGGCCUGGCUUGGGUUUUAGGCUUUGAAGCUACAAUCACGAGCAUCAUCUUUUCGCUUCUUUAUUUUCUUCACUCAGCACAACACAUUCUGUAACAUAGAAAUAUCAUGUAUAGUAUUGUAAUUUGGUAUUAUUUUCUCUUCUUUUUUUUUUUUUUCGUUUUUUUUCCUUUUUUUCUGAAUUGGAAGUGCCCUCAAUUUGUUUUUUCUUUCUAUUAAUUGUUUUAUUGAAUGUAUGUGUUCGGCCUUUAAAGUUGUCCCCAAUGAUAAGAACUUUCAGUUUA
Messenger RNA from Carica papaya (papaya), 2211 nucleotides. It is a transcript of the gene KLCR1, whose product is annotated as Tetratricopeptide repeat (TPR)-like superfamily protein. Gene Ontology annotation, molecular function: protein binding. Lineage: Eukaryota; Viridiplantae; Streptophyta; Magnoliopsida; Brassicales; Caricaceae. The record is from RefSeq and is a predicted model, not a curated record.